AUGCCGAUUGGUGCAGGAUGUUCUACACCGGGGAUUGUCCUUCAACUUGACAAGGAAUCCAUAUUAUGCCAAGGUGCAUAUGCCGCAAGCAAUCCAAUCUCUGGCUACAAUCCUCCCAAUUACAAUUCCGUAAGGACCACUAUCUUACAACGUGAGAAAACUCACGUAGAGAGGUUGAUGGAGCCCAUCAGGGGCACAUGGCAACAGAAGGGGGUCUCCAUUUGUAGUGAUGGGUGGGCGGAUGCACAAAGGAGGCCCAUCAUCAAUUUUAUGACGGUAUGUGAGGGUAAGUCAAUGUUCUUGAAUGUCGUGAAUGUCGAGGGAGAAGUCAAGAAUAAGUAUUUUAUCCAAGCACAGCUAGAAAAGUGCAUCACAGAGGUGAGACCGAAAAAUAUCAUCCAAAUUAUAACCGAUAAUGCUUCGACAUGCAAGGCCGCGGGAGGGCUUGUGGAGGGCACCCGACCUCACAUAUUUUGGACUCCUUGUGUAGUCCAUACACUCAAUCUUGCUAUCAAGAAUAUUUGUGCGGCUAAGAACACGGAAGCAAAUGCCAUGGCUUAUGCACAAUUACAUUGGAUUACAGAGAUCUCUGAUGAUACAUUGUUUAUGAAGAAUUUUAUCAUGAAUCAUUCUAUGCGGCUUUCCACGUUUAAUGAUUAUUCCAAGAUGAAGCUCCUAUCGAUUGCCGACACAAGAUUUGACUCGUGGAUUAUUAUGUUGAAGAGGUUUAAGGUCGUCAAUAGAGGCCUCCAAGACAUGGUCCUUAAUGAUCGAUGGAGCUUGUAUAGAGAAGAUGAUGUGGGAAAAGCUCAAUUUGUGAAAGAGAAAGUCCUCGAUGAUUUGUUGUGGGACAAGAUAGAUUUUAUUCUUGACUUCACUGGCCCAAUCUAUGAAAUGAUAAGGGUCACCGACACCGAUACACCAUGUCUUCAUUUGGUGUAUGAUAUGUGGAAUACAAUGAUUAAGAAGGUGAAGCAAGCUAUUUAUAAGCAUGAGGAUAAAAGGGAUAACGAGGAAUCUCCUUUUUAUAAGGUGGUUCACAAGAUCUUGGUGGAUCGAUGGAACAAUAACAACACCCCGCUUCAAUGCUUGGCACACUCUUUAGUUCCAAUGUACUAUCAUUCCACAUGGCUCAAUGAGAACGUCAAUCGGCAAGCUCCAAAUCAAGAUCUUGAGAUCUCUACGGAAAGAGCAAAGUGCUUAAGAAGAUACUAUCCUAACCCCGAUGAACGACGGGCGGUGAACUUGAAAUAUGCUAAGUUUGUAGGGGGCUUUGGAGGCUUUUAG
Molecule: messenger RNA, 1287 nt
Organism: Asparagus officinalis (garden asparagus)
Lineage: Eukaryota; Viridiplantae; Streptophyta; Magnoliopsida; Asparagales; Asparagaceae
Exons: 3
Coding region: 1-1287 (428 amino acids)
Source: RefSeq, a predicted model, not a curated record